GCUGGGCGGCCCCCGCCCGCGCAGAGCCCCGGCGCCCCGCCAUGGUGCUGCCGGGGGAUCAGGCCCGGCUCUACCGGCCGCGGCCCGAGCUGCUGCCCGCGGCCCACGUCCCCUCGCUGCCCCACUACCAGCGGCUGUACCAGCGCUCCGUGGAGGAGCCGCACGAAUUUUGGGGGGACAUCGCUAAAGAGUUCUACUGGAAGCGUCAGCACACGGGACCCUUCCUGAAGUACAACUUCGACGUGACCAAGGGGAAGAUCUUCAUCGAGUGGAUGAAAGGAGCGACCACCAACAUCUGCUACAACCUCCUGGACAGAAAUGUCAACGACAAGAAGCUUGGGGACAAAGUUGCUUUUUACUGGGAAGGGAAUGAACCUGGAGAUUACACGAAAAUCACGUACAGUGAGCUGCUGCAAAAAGUCUGCCAGUUUGCCAAYGUCCUCCGCAGCCAAGGGGUGAAAAAAGGAGACCGGGUUUCCAUCUACCUGCCAAUGAUCCUGGAGCUGGUCAUAGCCAUGCUUGCCUGUGCCAGGAUUGGAGCUCUGCACUCUGUUGUGUUUGCAGGUUUCUCUGCAGACUCCCUUUGCGAGCGGAUCCUUGACUGCGGUUGCUCUCUCCUCAUCACGGCAGAUGCCUUUUAUCGAGGGGACAAACUGGUCAACUUGAAGCAGAUUGCAGAUGAAGCCAUCCGGAAAUGUAAAGACAAGGGAUGCUCUUUGAAAAAGUGCAUCGUGGUGAAGCACCUGGGCAGGGAAGAGAUAGCAGUGGAUGGGACCUCCAGCAAGUCUCCCCCUCUGAAAAGGCUGUGCCAGGAUGUGCAGGAAAAAAAGACUGAGAGCUCAAAGAGACUCCAUCCCAAGGCCCCCUGGAACCCAGCCAUGGACAUGUGGUGGCACGAGCUGAUGGGUGGUGCCAGCAAGGAGUGUGAGCCCGAGUGGUGCGACGCUGAGGACGAGCUCUUCAUCCUCUACACGAGUGGCUCCACUGGAAAACCCAAGGGUGUGCUGCACACCGUGGGUGGGUACAUGAUUUUUGCUGCCACCUCCUUUAAAUACGUGUUUGAUUACCAACCUGAGGAUGUGUACUGGUGCACGGCCGACAUCGGGUGGAUAACGGGCCACUCCUACCUCACCUAYGGACCCCUGGCAAACGGGGCCACCAGCGUGUUGUUUGAAGGUGUCCCCACCUACCCYGAUGUUGGGAGAAUGUGGAGCAUCAUUGACAAGUACAAGGUGACCAAGUUCUACACAGCACCCACAGCCAUCCGGCUGCUGAUGAAGUAYGGGGAGGAGCCUGUCAAAAAGUACAGCAGGAAGUCCCUGAAGGUGCUGGGGACCGUGGGAGAGCCCAUCAACCCCGAGGCCUGGCUGUGGUACUACCGUGUGGUGGGAGAGGAGAGGUGUCCCAUUGUGGACACGUUCUGGCAGACAGAGACGGGAGGCCACAUGCUGACACCCCUCCCCGCUGCCACCCCCAUGAAGCCAGGCUCUGCCACAUUCCCCUUUUUUGGAGUGGUUCCUGCCAUCCUGAGCGAGUCGGGGGAAGAGCUGGAAGGAGAAGCAGAAGGCUACCUGGUGUUUAAGCAGCCCUGGCCAGGGAUCAUGCGCACGCUCUACGGGAAGCACCAGCAGUUUGAAACCGUUUACUUCAAGAAGUUCCCGGGGUACUACGUGACAGGAGAUGGUUGCAGGAGAGAUAAAGAUGGUUAUUACUGGAUCACAGGRCGAAUUGAUGACAUGUUGAAUGUUUCUGGCCACUUGCUGAGCACGGCGGAGGUGGAGUCAGCCCUGCUGGAGCACGAGGCGGUGGCCGAGGCCGCCGUGGUCAGCCACCCCCACCCCCUGAAGGGCGAGUGCCUCUACUGCUUUGUGACCCUCAGAGAGGGCCACGAGUUCACCAAGAACCUCACGGAUGAGCUGAAAAAACAAGUCAGAGAAAAAAUCGGGCCAAUAGCAACACCUGAUUACAUCCAGUAUGCCCCCAGCCUGCCCAAAACCCGCUCAGGAAAGAUCACCAGACGGAUAUUAAGGAAGAUUGCCAAAAACGACCAAGAUCUGGGGGACAUCUCCACCUUGGCAGACCCAGGCAUCAUCAAACAACUUUUCAACAGCAGAUGUGACACUAAGCAGUAGCAGCAGGACCUGUUCCUGCUGAGCAGAACUGUGGCAGUGGCACCUGAUGAGCAGGUCCCUCCAACAGCCACUGCCUGCCUGGGAAGGAAACCUUCAYCUGUUGAAUUGAAUGUACCAAUCGUAGGAACGAGGAGAGCCUGCCUCUGGAGAGGUGUCUGUCAUGUUCCAGAUGGAUGUCACACAUCUGAGGGGCACUCUAGUGCACACAGGAACUCAUUGUCCUCCCUUUGCAGCACCUCGUUCUUGAUUUUAAUUUAAUUUUUUUUGAGGGGGGGGG
Molecule: messenger RNA, 2409 nt
Organism: Malurus melanocephalus (red-backed fairy wren)
Lineage: Eukaryota; Metazoa; Chordata; Aves; Passeriformes; Maluridae
Gene: ACSS2
Product: acyl-CoA synthetase short chain family member 2
Exons: 19
Coding region: 42-2132 (696 amino acids)
Cellular component (GO): cytoplasm
Molecular function (GO): AMP binding; acetyl-CoA synthetase activity
Source: RefSeq, a predicted model, not a curated record